AUGGGCAGCCGCCCGGCCGACGUCGUCUUCUGCGUCGAAGACACGGUGGGCUUGAAGGGCGACAAGCUCAGCAUUGGCGUGGUAGACCGCUGCUUUGGCGAUGUCGACAGCCACUCUCCGCGGCCCCAGCGUGACUAUGGCGAGGACAUUGAGCGCCACGACCAGGUCUCGGCCGAUGACUUUGACAAGUUCAUGUGGAGCGGCAUCCCCCCGAAAGGCACCGUCCUCGUGUCCUGGCAGACCAAAUACAAGACGGAGCUUAUCCCCGAAGCACGGCUGGAGCUGCUCGACAGGGCCUUGUAUGUCGGCGAUGUCGUCAAGCGCACCUUCAAAGAUGCCAUGAGCGGCACCGUCAUUGGGACCAAGGCCGUGUGCACCCUCUUCCCCGCGACUAUGUUCAACCCCGCCAACCUCCACCAAGCCCUCAGCGAGGACCACUCGAUACGCGUCGUCCCCGCAGAAGAGCUCAUCAACGUGCACGAAUACGUUGAAGGGGCCCUGGUUGUCUACGGGGACUGGGUUGGUCGCAUAGACCAGGUCUUUGACGAGGUCGCCAUCAAGCUGGCAAACAACUCGGUGGUCGUCGUGGAAGACCCGGAAGAUUUGGAAUACGAAGAUCUCAUGAUUGAGCGCCUGAGCGUCGGGGACAUGGUGAAGACGAAAAAGGGCAACUUGCGGAGAGGUCGCUGGAGAUACGGUGCUUUCGACCCCAACGUGCGCCCCCACGGAACGGUCGUUGAGACACGAACCGUCUGGAUUGACGUACGGUGGCUGACGAGGAGAAUCGGCCCUGGCGCACCGGAGGAGCAUGAGGAGCCCCCUGCUCGUCUCUUCACCGACGAAAUGGAAGAUCCCAGUUUCCGCAUAUACGACGCAGCACGUUCAGCCGACAUUUCGUUGCCUCUCGCUGCAAAUGGUACCGACCGGUCUUACCAGGUCGCAGAAGUUGCCGUCGGGGACCGCGUGCGAUUUAAAGACAUUGCAGGUGCAGCGGUCAAAUACGACGGUUCGGUGACCCUGCCGAAUGGCUACCCACAGGGAAAGGUCACACGACAGAUGCGCACAGAAACCUUGGGAUACGAUAUGAAUGUUUUCCACGUAAUGCAAACACACACAAAGGUCACGGUGCAAUGGCAGGAUCUCACUGUUACCGAAGAUCUGAGCCCCUCGUUGAUCCCCGAUCCCAACGUGGAAGAUGACGACGAGGUCUGGCCAGGGGAAGUCAUAUGCACCAAGGAAGAAGCUGAGGGCCCGGGACCUGAUGUACCCUGGACUUUCAGACCAGCGAAGGUUGGCAUCGUACAGGCUGUCAAGUCACACGACCGGAUAGCUACAGUUCGAUGGUUCGAGAAUCCCACUAUCCAAUUUCUCGACGAAGACAUAAUACCUCCCUCGGAAACCGGGAAGCUGUGCGAAGCUACAGAAGAUGUUAGUCUAUAUGACAUUCGCUCGUCUCCGAGCUUGACCCGCCGACGCGGCGACUUCGUACUCGUUCACCCUAACUCUAUCGAGCCUCAAGUGCUGCCCAACAAUCUGCAAGGACCUUCAUGGUUCGGAGAGGUCAUAGAUCUAGGCCUAGACGGCAAGAUCACAGUUAGGCUGGGUGCUGCGGAACCGACUCUUGAUGUCCGUGUACCUUCCGAAAGGGUCACACUGGCAUACAGCAGUGACAUGGACAAUCUCGGCAUGGAGGGCUCAGAAGACGAUGAUGAAGAGGAUUCGGAUGAGGAGGAGAGCGUCUCAGACUUCGAUUCUGCGUCCUUUAAUGAGAUGUGGAUCGAGUAUGAGGGCAUGGAUGGCGAGCCUAUCGAGGGCAAUGAAGAGGAUUGGUCGACAGAAGAUGAAGAGGAUUCUGAUGGCGACAUCUCCAUGCCCGAUCUUGUUCGUUCAGACGAUGCUGCAACCUCGAAUACCACUCCUGAUGCACACUCGGACGCUGACAAAGCACCUCAACCUCCACAAGCGCAGAGUAAUGGAACUACAGCAGCUGUCGAGGACACUAACGGAGCAUCACAUCCGCCGUCAGACGCGAUAACAUGCACUGGCCCCGAGCCUUUCUUAAUUUUAGAUACCCCGCCGCCGAACGACCAUCACUAUAUCACAAAGAGCCCGGCUUCAUCGUCAUCUUCCAUGCGCCGCAUCGCCAAAGAACACAAAAUCCUCCGCACCUCGCUUCCUCCAAACAUCUUCGUCCGCACAUGGGAAUCACGCAUGGAUCUGCUCCGCGUCCUGAUGAUCGGACCUGAAGACACUCCCUACGAAUAUGCGCCCUUCGUCAUCGACUUCUAUCUCUCGUCGGACUAUCCACAAUUCGCGCCCGAAGCUUUUUUUCACAGCUGGACCAACGGCAACGGACCCGUAAACCCCAACCUAUACGAGGACGGCAAGAUCUGUCUGAGUUUGUUGGGCACGUGGCAUGCAGACGAGCGUAACGAGAGUUGGACACCGGGAAAGAGCACGUUACUCCAGGUUCUUGUGAGUAUCAUGGGCUUGGUGCUGGUCAAGGACCCCUACUAUAAUGAGGCGGGGUACGACGUCCAUCGUCAAGCACAAGAAACGAGGCCGAGCAGCGCGCUGUACACCGAGCGCUCGUAUUUCCGGACGAGGGCGUUCAUCGUGCAUGCUCUUACCAAAGAUGUUGCGCCCUUUGCCGAGGAACUGCGAUACCUCUACCGGAACGAGGACGAAGGUGCGCCGCGGUUGCUUGACAAAGCCAUCGAAGCGUCAAAAGCGGUGCUCGAACGAAGUGCACAGGACAACAACGAGGAGCGCGACGGCCUACGACGGAUCAGUUUGGGUGCCACAGUCAUGCUCAAGAGACAGGUGGAGAAGCUGGAGGAGCUGAAGGCACAACCCAAGUCAGCGUGA
Molecule: messenger RNA, 2868 nt
Organism: Paraphaeosphaeria sporulosa
Lineage: Eukaryota; Fungi; Ascomycota; Dothideomycetes; Pleosporales; Didymosphaeriaceae
Exons: 1
Coding region: 1-2868 (955 amino acids)
Source: RefSeq, a predicted model, not a curated record